Messenger RNA from Brassica oleracea var. oleracea, 1852 nucleotides. RefSeq names its product zinc finger CCCH domain-containing protein 26-like. Gene Ontology annotation, molecular function: metal ion binding; mRNA binding. The transcript has 7 exons. NCBI's taxonomy places the organism in Eukaryota, Viridiplantae, Streptophyta, Magnoliopsida, Brassicales, Brassicaceae. Bases 287 to 1702 code for a protein of 471 amino acids. The record is from RefSeq and is a predicted model, not a curated record.
AAAAAACAAAAAAGGAAGAUCCGAAAUUUUUCCCACAAAAAUCUCAGAUUCUGGGAAAAGAAAAGGAAAACUAAGAAGAUCGUUUUUUCAGUUUUAACAUUUGUUCUUCUCCUUCGUUUGAUCUUUCAUCGGAGAAAAGGAACAAAUCUAUUUCCUUAUUUUAAUAAUCACAGACUUUUUCUCCUUUAUUAGAUCAUUGUGAUCAUCGUCUCUACUUAACACACUCUCUGUAUAAGAGACGAACAAGGGUUUUUUUUAUCUUUUGUGUGUUGUGUUAUAACGAGCCAUGUCAGAAACUCAGAACUCAACUGAGUCGGUUCGAUCUUCCGACAAAAUUGAAGAUACCUUGACGAGGGUGAAAGUUAAUGAAGAGAACAUGGAGCAAUCAAGUCCAAGUCCGUAUCCUGAUCGUCCCGGUGAGCGAGAUUGCCAGUUCUUUCUGAGAACUGGGCAGUGUGGCUACGGAAACAGCUGUCGUUACAAUCAUCCUCUUUCUCUUGUUCCACAGGCUGUCUUAUAUCAAAGAGACGAACUGCCUGAGAGGAUUGGUCAGCCAGACUGUGAGUAUUAUUUGAAGACCGGCGCGUGUAAGUAUGGCUCAACGUGCAAAUAUCACCACCCUAAAGACAGGAACGGUGCUGAACCGGUGCUGUUUAAUGUUCUAGGCUAUCCUAUGCGACAGGGUGAGAAGUCAUGCCCAUAUUACAUGCAGACAGGAAUGUGUAAAUUCGGCGUUGCCUGCAAAUUCCAUCAUCCUCAUCCUCAGCCUCAUAACGGCCAAUCUACUACACAUGGAAUGUCUAGCUUUCCUUAUUCGAUGAUGUCUUUGCCUCCUGCAACGUAUGGAGUUAUGCCACCUCCUCAAGUUCCUCACCCUCAGGCCUAUAUGCCCUUCAUGUUUGCACCUCCUCAAGGCUGGUCGCCUUACAUGGCAGGAUCUAACCCUAUUUAUAAUGUGAAAACUCAGCCUGACUCAAGUUCUGAAAGAGCUGAAUGUAGGUUUUUUAUGAACACCGGGACGUGUAAAUAUGGAGAUGAUUGCAAAUACAGUCAUCCGAAAGAAAGAAUGUUACAGUCACCACCAAAUCUCUCACACCAUAUUGUUCUUCUUCCAGCUAGACCAGGACAACCUGCAUGUGGUAACUUCAAGGCAUACGGUUUCUGCAAGUAUGGACCAAACUGUAAGUAUGAUCACCCAUCUUCGCCUGUCUCAACUCAACCGAGGAGCUCAACACCACCAAGCCGCUCUGACUCAACUGCCAUCUCCAAUGGUGAUAAACCUGGUUCGGAAAAUAACAGCUCAGAGGUUGAGAAACAAGACGAAGAUAUAUCAGACAAGUCUGAAGUGCAGGAGUCAUCACAACUAAGCGGCUCUGAUUCAACUGCCAUCUCCAAUGGUGAUAAACCUGCUGCAGAUAAUCACAGCUCAGAGGUUGAGAAACAUGACGAUAGCUCGGACAAGACAGAAGUGCAGGGCUCAUCACAACUUAGCGGCUCUGAAUCAACCGUCAUUGCCAAUGGUAAUAAACCUACUGCAGAGAGUCACAGCUCAGAGAUUGAGAAACAAGACGAAGAUAUCUCUGACAAGUCUGAAGUGCAGGACUGUGAUUCAACAGCCUUGUCCAAUGGUAAAACUGAUGCAGAGAGUCCAAGUUCAGAGACUGAGAAACAGGAAGAUAAUGGUUCACAACCGGACAACUGAGGAAACCAUGACUCAUCCGGUAAUGUUUCAUGAUCAUGACUUCAGAAUCAAUAUCAUCAUCAUCAUCACAAUCCUGGUUUCUAACAAUCUCAAAUGAUUCCCUGCCCUUUUUGUUAAUUUUUUUGGAAGGAGGGCUUGGAAAUGUUCUAU